CGAUAGAAAACGGAUCCUGCUUGUGCCUGCGGUACCUCGCUUUCAGCACCAAGGACAGUGCCUCUGAAGGGCUGACCCAAGCACCGACCAGUUUUAGGGUCCCUCCCAAAUCCUCUAGAGAAAACGCAUGAAUUUGAAAGCAGCUAUGAAGCAUGCAGUAAGGUCUAAUAGGAAAGCUGUAAGAGCAGCCCACAAGUGAUUUCACCUUAGAGGCAAAAAUGGGUGAUUUUUUUUUCUGUUCAUUUCCACAGUUUCUGUGUCCUUGGAAAGACAAAGUUUGCUUUGCUUGGGCAUGUCUGCUGUCAGUAAGUGACUGCAGGAGCUGAGGUGCUAAACUCCACAGUCUCCAGAAAUCAGAAGAAAUUUUCAGGGAAAUCCACCAGGGUCACUCUUCUCCCUCUGGGCCAUGACGCCUCUGAGCCAGCUGAGUGGAAACAUCAACUCCACCUGUGGGGCAGAGAACUCCACAGGUGCCAGCCGGGCCCGUCCACAUGCCUACUAUGCCCUCUCCUACUGCGCGCUCAUCCUGGCCAUCAUCUUCGGCAAUGGUCUGGUGUGUGUGGCCGUGCUGAAGGAACGGGCUUUGCAGACCACCACCAACUAUCUGGUGGUGAGCCUGGCCGUGGCAGACCUGCUGGUGGCCACCUUGGUGAUGCCCUGGGUGGUAUACCUGGAGGUGACAGGUGGAGUCUGGAACUUCAGCCGUAUCUGCUGCGAUGUUUUCGUCACCCUGGAUGUCAUGAUGUGUACAGCCAGCAUCCUGAACCUCUGUGCCAUCAGCAUCGACAGGUACACCGCGGUGGUCAUGCCAGUCCACUACCAACACGGCACAGGACAGAGCUCCUGCCGGCGCGUGGCCCUCAUGAUUACGGCCGUCUGGGUACUGGCCUUUGCUGUGUCUUGCCCUCUCCUCUUUGGCUUCAACACCACAGGAGACCCCACUGUGUGCUCCAUCUCCAACCCUGACUUUGUCAUCUACUCUUCAGUGGUGUCCUUCUAUGUGCCCUUUGGAGUGACCGUCCUCGUCUAUGCCAGGAUCUACGUGGUGUUGAGACAGAGGAGACGGAAACGGAUCCUCACUCGACAGAACAGUCAGUGCAUCAGUGUCAGACCCAGCUUCCCUCAACAAUCUUCCUGUCUGAGGCUGCACCCCAUUCGGCAGUUUUCAAUAAGGGACAGAUUUCCAUCAGAUGCUACGGGGCAAAUGGAACAUUCAGAAGAUAAAAGGUAUCCCCAGAAAUGUCAGGACCCUCUCUUGUCCCAACUGCAGCCACUCUCCCCUAGCCAGGCCCACAUGGAGCUGAAGCGCUACUACAGCAUCUGCCAAGAUACUGCCCUGGGGCAGCCAGGCUUCCAAGAAGCAGGAGGGGAGUUGAAAAGGGAGGGGAGGACUCGAAACUCCCUCAGCCCCACCAUGGCACCUAAGCUCAGCUUAGAGGUUCGAAAACUCAGUAAUGGCAGGUUGUCGACAUCUCUGAAGCUGGGGCCCUUGCAACCUCGUGGAGUGCCACUCCGGGAGAAGAAGGCAACGCAGAUGCUGGCCAUUGUGCUUGGGGCCUUCAUUGUCUGCUGGCUGCCCUUCUUUUUGACCCACGUUCUCAAUACGCACUGCGGAGCCUGCCACGUGUCCCCAGAGCUUUACAGCGCCACUACGUGGCUGGGCUACGUGAACAGUGCCCUCAACCCUGUGAUCUAUACCACCUUCAAUGUGGAGUUCCGCAAAGCCUUUCUCAAGAUCCUGUCUUGCUGAAGGAGAGGAGAGCAUACUCCCUGUGCCCACCCUUAGCUGCCAGGCCAUUGGGCCACUGGCCAGGACCUGCGCAGAAAGACUGUGCUAUGUUCUCUGGCAUGGUGUAGGAAGGAGACUCCUGGAGCCAGGACACCUCUGAGUGGCAGGUGUAACCAACUGCUUCUUCCCGGUCAGAAUGUUUACAUCCCAGCAAAAAUCUGACUUCAUCCUGGCAAUCUUCAAGUGGUUGGGAGGUCCCUGAGUUAUAAGUAAUAAUUCAGAAAGAAGCUGAUAAAACAUGACCCUCCACACACACAAAAUUGUCAUUAGAGGCAUGAUUCAUCACAGUGAAGGAGAAAUGAACAGAUCUCAUAAUUGUCAACUUGCCAGGGGUCCUUGAAAUCCCAGCCAGUAAACCAUCUUGCAGAAAUAGACAGUCUCUCUUCCUUCAAGCCUAUAAUUAAACUAUCAGGCUGACCUUGUACUUUUGCAGGCCCACACCCUUUUGGUCAUUCCUUUUGUUCAUUGUUUGCUGAAUUAUAAGGGCACAGCCAGUGCUUCUACCUCUCCGUAGAAUCUGGCUGCAACUGGGGAGAGAAAUUCUGAGGGAGACAUUGUCCCACAUUGGGACCUGGGCUUCCUUUCAAACCUUGCUACUCCUGUAUUAUAGCUCUUGCUAUAAAGGCCCUUUGACUCCAACCCCCUGUUCUUAGAGAUUCAAUUCCAGAGUAAUUCGGAAUGAGUAUGUCAAGUGAAAAAGGAGUGAUGGCUCCCACUGUAGUAUCACUUUAAACCAUGUGGUUCAUAACAUGCCUUCGGUAUGCUUUUCAUAACACUGUAAGGUGUUCCUAUCCAGGCAUCUUCAUCUCCUGCUUAACGGAGACCCAAUACUUUCAGGCCCUAAACCCAUUAAGUCUUAAGUGUCCACAAAGUGCCCGUCACCUCCCAGGCUCUGGAUAUAUGACAAUGAAUAAGACAGCUCCUGCCCUCAAGGGCUCAAGGAGCCCACCACCUGCUCCUGCGUUUGUUCACUUGUUAUUGCUUAUAAGAGUGGUAGAGACUCUUCUAGACUGCCAGAGGACCUCAGAACUGAAGGCACUGGGCAGAGUAGCUGUCCAAAGACCUCACAGGGACAGUCUUCAUAAAGGCCUAGUGCAGAACCUGAACAAGACCACUCCGACAACUGAAAUUAAAGGCAUUAUAGAAAUAAUGUGUCGAUGUCAUUCAAA
Molecule: messenger RNA, 2958 nt
Organism: Canis lupus familiaris (dog)
Lineage: Eukaryota; Metazoa; Chordata; Mammalia; Carnivora; Canidae
Gene: DRD3
Product: dopamine receptor D3
Exons: 8
Coding region: 407-1750 (447 amino acids)
Biological process (GO): adenylate cyclase-inhibiting dopamine receptor signaling pathway; adenylate cyclase-activating adrenergic receptor signaling pathway
Cellular component (GO): plasma membrane
Molecular function (GO): G protein-coupled receptor activity; dopamine neurotransmitter receptor activity, coupled via Gi/Go
Source: RefSeq, a predicted model, not a curated record